AUGAGUGUUCGUGGCCUGACUAAGAAGGAACUGGAGGAGUUAAGAAAAAAGGAAGAAGAGGAAGCGGCAGCUCAUGUAUUUAAGGAGUUUGUUGAAACAUUCCAAGAAGUACCAAGCAGUACAUCAAAGGUUUGGGUAAAGGCAGGGACCUAUGAUGCUGGUGCUAGAAAGGAAGACACAUCAGAGAGAGGCAAACUCUACAAGCCCACAUCUCGUUUGGAUGAGAAAAGGGGUAUUACUGAAGCAGAGGUUGUAAGAAAUCUAGCACUUCGCCCUGAGCCACCUGGUAGGCCUCGAAAUAAGAAAGGAAAUGAUAAAAAGAAAAGUAACCUGGAGUUAUUUAAAGAAGAGCUCCGACAAAUACAAGAGGAAAGAUCAGAGCGUCACAAAUACAAAAAUGUCCUCCGAGAUAAGGGUAUUGUUGUACCGGAACCUCCUGUUGAUACUAUUCCUGAUGUGGGCUCUUAUGAUACAGGCGACCCUAACACAACCAACCUGUACCUUGGCAACCUGAAUCCAAAGAUAACAGAACAGCAAUUGAUGGAGAUAUUCGGUCGUUAUGGUCCACUAGCCAGCAUAAAGAUAAUGUGGCCUCGCUCUGAUGAAGAGAAAGCCCGAGGCAGAAACUGUGGCUUUGUAGCCUUCAUGUCUAGGAAAGAUGGAGAACGGGCACUUAAGAAUAUAAAUGGUAAAGAAAUAAUGAACUAUGAAAUGAAACUGGGUUGGGGCAAAGCUGUCCUAAUUCCUCCUGUACCCAUCUACAUUCCACCAUCUUUGCAUCACCCGUCGAAGCCACCUCCACCUUCUGGGUUACCAUUUAACGCGCAACCACCAAAACAUUUGAUUGAAAAGAUUCCACGCAUUCGACCUGGUGAAUAUUAUCCCAGUGAUCCCGAAGACAAAAACAUGUAUGAACAGAUACUGUCACAGUCCAUCGUAAGAGUCGUUAUACCAACAGAGAGGAAUAUUCUGAUGCUUAUCCAUCGAAUGGUUGAAUUCGUGAUCCGCGAAGGUCCGAUGUUCGAAGCCAUUAUCAUGAACAAGGAGAUGAACAACCCGUUCUUUGCGUUCCUCUUCGAAAACCAGUCGCCUGCGCACGUCUACUAUCGCUGGAAAUUGUUCUCCAUGUUGCAGGGGGAUUCACCAAAACAAUGGUCUCCAGAUGACUUUAGAAUGUUCAAAGAUGGAUCCGUAUGGCGACCACCGGUGAUGAACCUGUAUACAGCUGGGAUGCCUGAUGAGCUCGUGGAGGAAGAAGAUGCCAAAGAUAAUUUACGAGGGACACUCUCAAAUAACCAGCGGGACCGUCUUGAAGAUAUAAUCCGGCAUUUGACUCCGAGCCGUACAAGCGUCGGUGAAGCGAUGGCCUGGUGCUUAGAACACGCUGAGGCGGCUGGCGAAGUGGCUCAGUGUCUCACUGAAUCCCUAUCUGGGGAAUCGACGGCCCCCCACAAACGCAUAGCCCGGCUCUAUUUGCUGUCCGAUAUACUGCAUAAUGCUGGUGCUAAGUUGACUCAUGCCAGCGCUUUUAGAAACGCCUUCCAGCAACGUCUUCCUGAAAUAAUGAAGCAAUGCCACAUAGCGUGGAGUAACAUGACGUCACGAAUCCAGCAGGAAGGAUUUCGCGCGAGGGUCACUCGUAUAAUGCAGGCCUGGGCUGAUUGGGCGGUCUACCCCACGGAUCUGCUCAUACACAUAAAUAAUGUAUUCCUAGGACACGAUAAGGGUGAUAGAGAUAGAGCAGCUGCUGAGGACAAGGACGGAGAUGGAUCUGAUGAGGGAGAAGGAGAUGGUUCACCCCGAUCUUCAGGUUCAGAGGGCUCAUGGAGUGAAAGCGGUGCGGGUCCGCUAGAUGGCGCUGCGCUAAGACGAAUGGCAUCGCAACGAUUGCCCGCUGCUGCCACAACUAAAAUCGACGAUAUCGAUGGUGUACCAGUUGAUGAAGAUAUUGAUGGUGUUCCACUGGAGGCGGAAGCAGAUGCCGAUACAGAAGGUACAGAACGGGUGGCGGCGGGAUUCAUCCCCUCGAAGUGGGAGAGCGUAGACCCUACCCCAACUCAAGUGGAGGAGGACGAUGACAGAACCCCCACCACACCGAUCAACGCACAGAACGACGGGGCGGAGUCACCUCAAGCUCGCAACGAGGAACGUUCUCUGAAGAGAGAAACGCUACGUGAGAUUGAAGUUCGCGUACUUAAGUACGCGGACGAACUCGAAAGCGGCGCACGCGCACGUCGAUCCGCCCUCACGCCUCACCAACAAAUACAACACUAUCGCAGAAAAUUAAUAAAGAAAGCAAUAAAAGAAGCAAAGGAGUCCUCACCGGGCGCAGCUUCCCCCGUACCGGCGAGGGAAGAAGACGCUCACUCGAGUUGCUCCAGAAAAUCGAAGAAGUCACGUGACCCCUCGCUAUCGCCGCCCUCUUCACACAAACGUUCUAGAUACUCAGAUCGCAAGUCACGAUCAAGAUCACGCUCGCGAGAACGAGACAGAGAUUUGGACAGAUCUCGUGACAAGGAGCGCGAAAGAGAACGUGACAGAGAUCGCGAGCGGGAAAGAGACAGGGAGAGGGACCGCGAGCGAGACAGACGGCGGCGAUCGCCGACCACGCCCCCGCACCAUCGGAAGCACUCGAAACACGCUAAAUACAAAUACUAA
This is a messenger RNA of Leptosia nina, 2658 nucleotides long. The record is from the annotation of a GenBank genome assembly. NCBI's taxonomy places the organism in Eukaryota, Metazoa, Arthropoda, Insecta, Lepidoptera, Pieridae.